AUGACCCGAGACUUGCGUCCACCAUCGUUUAUGGAACGGUAUCAAUUGUGCCGUGUUGACAAUAAAUACUAUCCCAAUUUCAACAUCACUGUUAAAUAUGCAUCUUCAAUCAGUCCAACAGUGUUGGCUCAUGCCGUGCAUAACAUCAUUGUGAAGAACCCAAUCCUCGGAUGCAACUAUUUCAAAUCCACCAAAGCCGAAGACCAUAAUGAUUACAGAGACUAUUCAAUUCGUGCUAUAGAUAUCAAAUUCGAUGAUUUAAUCACAGUGAGAUCAGAUCCGACUGAAACUUACAUCAAUGACGAAUUCUUCUCUGGGUUAGACAAGAUAUUUUUCAAUAUAAAUGAGAGGAAACCAUUAUGGCACUUGGUCCUUAAUGGGCCGUAUGUGACUAUUGUGUGUUCGCAUAUCUAUUUCGACGGCAACAGUGGUUGCUUUUUCCACAAGGAUUUACUCGAAGAAUUGAAGGAAUUGAACCCCAUUGAAGAUCUGUUGGUGCCAUUGGAAUACAUUGUGAAAGCCGUUGAGAUUACGUCUGUGCCUCCACCAGUUGACGCAACAACCUCUUUGUAUUCGUUGCCCAUUUUGCAAACAUUGAAGAAUGUGUUCAAAUUGGUUGUGGCUCCAUCAUGGUUCAAACCUGCAACACAGUUUCCAAUUUUUCAAACCAAGCCAGUAGUUGUUGACCAGAUCACACACUUUAAAGUCAUUCACAUUGAUCCAACUACACUCAAGUCAUUAUUGACUCACGUCAAAUCAAUGAAUACAACGUUGACGCCGUGGAUCAUUGCCAUUACUUUUCGCCUGUUUCUGAAACUACACCCAAACAACUCUUUUGAUGCUACUAUUCCAUUGAAUGGUCGCAGAUACACACCAGCAGAUAAGUACCAAGUUGUGGUUGCGGAAUCAGUUGUCACACUCGAUCCCCCAUUCGAGAUAGAAUCCACCACAUCCGCCAUUUCCACUCAGUUAACAACUGAUUUGGAAACGCGCGAUCCAUUCAAUCGUGUCGCUUUGCUCAAGUUUGUCAAUGUAGGUAACUUUGCAGGUGGAAGAAUUGGUACUCAUGCAAGACGUACAUUAGAGCUUAGCAACGUUGGUAAGUUGCCAGUACCUCAAGUUUGGUUCAGUCAAGGGUGUGGAUUUUCUGCGCAUUUGCAGCUUAACUUAGCAAGUGGUGAGGAUGGAAUGGAUAUUGUAUUUGCUUACGUUGAUGAGGUAAAGAAAGAUUUUGAUGAGUUCUUGACCAAUUUCCAGCAAGAAAUUGAGAAUAUAAACCAAACUUCUACAUAA
Molecule: messenger RNA, 1293 nt
Organism: Lodderomyces theae
Lineage: Eukaryota; Fungi; Ascomycota; Pichiomycetes; Serinales; Debaryomycetaceae
Product: N-acetyltransferase
Exons: 1
Coding region: 1-1293 (430 amino acids)
Molecular function (GO): N-acetyltransferase activity
Source: RefSeq, a predicted model, not a curated record